Teleopsis dalmanni is the source of this 1116-nucleotide messenger RNA. Its product is annotated as RIB43A-like with coiled-coils protein 2. The coding region runs from base 1 to 1116 and encodes 371 amino acids. The transcript has 2 exons. The record is from RefSeq and is a predicted model, not a curated record. NCBI's taxonomy places the organism in Eukaryota, Metazoa, Arthropoda, Insecta, Diptera, Diopsidae.
AUGUUGAAAUCUCCCAUAACAAAUAAGCAGGAUCUGGACGAAGCUGCAAAGAUAGCUAGACGUCAGCAGUACGAAGAUGAACGGAAAAAACGCAUUUUUAAUGCAAAAGAGCGUCUAUUUGGAGUUGAUGUGAGAGGACUACGAAGUCAAAUAGAGGAAAAGGAAAUGCAAAAGCGUAUGGAAGAAGAGAGGGAACGUUGUUACAAUAAACAAGCAGAACUUCAACAACAAAUUGUUUAUAAUAAAAUGAGAGAUGAAGAGAAAAGCAAACGUAAAAUAGUUGCAGAUUUAAACAAUUUCCGUUGGCACAUGCAACGACCAGAACAGAGUCGAGAUUAUGACAUUAAUGACCCAAAUUCCAUUAAAAAGUCUUUACCAGCACGCAUUGGAGAUAAUGAUCCUCGUUUAGGUGUAUCCAGUGCACAAAUAUUUUCGGGCGAAGAUUUGUGCAGUGAAGAGCGUCGAAAAGUUCAGCGCGAACAACAGCGAGCUUGGUUGGAUCAGCAAAUACAAGAACGCAAAGUAGCUGAAUUUGAACGUAGAAAAGCUGAAAAUGAGUUUGAUAAGUCUCUCUUGAAUCGAGAGAACUAUCUUGAUCAAAUAUCCAAAGAGCAACAUAACUCAAAAAAUAGAAUUUUUCAUUCCAUUGCGGAAUAUAACAAAUUUUUGUCAGAGAGAAGGAAAAAUGCAGCUUUGCAAGCGAAACAAGAAGAAUAUGAAGAUGAUUUAGCUGAAAUAUACAACAUGCUUACCAGUGAUAUGCUCACCGGGAAAUACGGUGAUAGAGCUGAAGCCCGAGCUCAUGGCAUGUCAGAGUACCAAUUAGCAAAAAUCCGUGAAGAACAAAGUCAGCAAAGAUACUUGGACAAACAGCGUAAAACGGAUAUGCAAACUCUUGAUAAGCAAUGGGAGGAACAUGCACUCAAUUUGGAUCGACAAUUGGUCCAUCAACAAUUUGAGUGUAAUCGUAGAAAAAAAUCAGGAUUAAUUAAAAAUAUGCGCUUCAAUGCUGAUUUGGCUACAGAAAAAAGAGCCCAAAAGGAGUUUAAUAAGGAUGCAAAUGUGAAUGAAAUAACCUCGGAAUUCUUUGAGCAAUUUAAUAAAGUGACUCGUUAA